Molecule: messenger RNA, 6795 nt
Organism: Cyprinus carpio (common carp)
Lineage: Eukaryota; Metazoa; Chordata; Actinopteri; Cypriniformes; Cyprinidae
Product: tyrosine-protein phosphatase non-receptor type 23-like
Biological process (GO): protein transport to vacuole involved in ubiquitin-dependent protein catabolic process via the multivesicular body sorting pathway; protein dephosphorylation; early endosome to late endosome transport
Cellular component (GO): endosome
Molecular function (GO): protein binding; protein tyrosine phosphatase activity
Source: RefSeq, a predicted model, not a curated record
AUCUCAUGACGUCACUUCCGGAAGCUGCAAUCGCUUCCUUUAUGGGUGUAAAUGGGGACAGCACAGUCGUUUAGAGCUUUAAAAUUGAAAAUAAUAUUUCCGCAGGUAUCUUUCCAGGUGCGUGAUCGCUAUAACUCUAUUCUAGUUUAGUCGGCUCAACGAGAUCGGCGGCUGCGAUGGAAGCCGUGCCGCGAAUGCCGAUGAUCUGGCUGGAUCUGAAGGAGGCAGGGGAGUUUGAGUUCAGCCCGACUGUCAAACAGUUCAUACUGAAGAACUACGGUGAAGAUCCUGACAAUUAUAAUGAGCAGUUGAAGAAACUGGAGCAAUUGAGACAGAGUGCUGUGAAUGUCACACGAGACUUUGAAGGCUGCAGCACCUUAAGGAAGUACUUCGGGCAACUGCACUAUCUUCAGAGUCGUGUGCCUUUGGGAUUGGGGCAGGAAGCUGCUGUCCCGAUCUCCUGGACAGAGAUAUUUUCUGGGAAGACAGUGACCCAUGAAGACAUCUGCUAUGAGCAGGCCUGCAUCCUUUAUAAUUUGGGAGCACUCCAUUCAAUGUUGGGAGCCAUGGACAACAGGGUGUCCGAAGAGGGAAUGAAAGUAUCUUGCACACACUUCCAGUGCUCGGCUGGAGCGUUCACCUACCUGAGAGAUCACUUCAGCCACAACUUCAGUGUGGACAUGAGUCACCAAAUCCUCAAUCUCAACAUCAACCUCAUGCUGGGUCAGGCCCAAGAGUGCCUGUUGGAAAAAUCUAUGUUGGACAACAGGAAGAGCUUUCUCGUCGCUCGGAUAAGUGCCCAGGUGGUGGACUAUUACAAAGAGGCAUGCAGAGCUCUGGAGAACUCAGAAACUGCUUCAAUGUUAGGGAAGAUUCAGAAAGACUGGAAGAAAUUAGUGCAAAUGAAGAUUUACUACUUUGCUGCAGUUGCUCAUUUGCACAUGGGGAAACAGGCUGAAGAGCAGCAGAAGUAUGGAGAGAGGGUUGCUUACCUUCAAAGCUCAAUAUAGAAAAUGUGAGAGGCAAUUAAGCUGGCUAAGGGUCAACCAGACAGUGUACAGGAAGCCCUUAGAUUUACCAUGGAUGUCAUUGCUGGAAAAUUUAAUUCUGCCCAAAAAGACAAUGACUUCAUUUACCAUGAAUCAGUGCCACCUCUGGAGACACUGACCUCAGUGAAAGGGGCCCCACUGGUGAAAGCCUUGCCUGUAAACCCAACAGAUCCCAGUGUUACUGGCCCAGACAUUUUUGCAAAGCUGGUGCCCAAUGGCUGCCCCCACGAGGCCUCCUCUCUUUACAGUGAAGAGAAGGCCAAGCUGCUAAGGGAUGUCGUGGCAAAAAUAGACAGCAAGAAUGAAACAUUAGAACAGUUCAUGGACUCUCUCGGUCUGGACCCAGAGUCAGUAGACAAUAUGGAGAUGUAUAAUACCCUUCCUUCUGUGCUGAUGGAAAAAUGUGCUGCGUUGAGUGUGAGACCUGAUACUGUAAAAAACCUUAUCCAGUCAAUGCAGGUCCUCUCAGGUGUGUUCACCGAUGUAGAAGCCUCUCUGCGGGAGAUUCGAGAUGUAUUAGAUGAGGAUGAGGCAGAGGAGCGAAGUUUAGAAGAGGCUGCUGGGAAGCAGGCUGUACCAGAACGGCCCUCAGCCCUGGCCGAGCUGCGGAGAGACCUGGAAAAGUAUUUUGAAGCACACGAAAAAGCCAGCUUCACCAACACAGAACUUCAUCGGGCCAUGAAUCUGCACAUAAGCAAUCUGAGACUCCUCGGUGGACCACUAGACACCCUUAGAGAGGCAUUGCCAAAACCUCAACUUAGUGAGGAUGAGAUGGCAGGUCUCCAGACUAUGAAGAGAAUUUUGGGUAAAGUGCAAGAAAUGCGGGACCAACGAAGCUCCCUGGAAAAGCAGCUUAGAGACCUCAUUCAGCAGGAUGACAUAACUACUUCUCUGGUUACAACUGAGCGUGCUGACAUGAAGAAACUCUUUGAGGAGCAGCUUAAGAAGUAUGAGCAGGUGAAAGUAUACAUUGAUCAGAACCUGACAGCUCAAGAGAAUAUCCUGAAGGCACUGACAGAAGCUAAUGUACAGUAUGCCACUGUUCGCAAGGGCCUGGCAGAAACUGAACAUAAAUGGAACAGCACUGUACAGAUGCUUGUGGCCUCCUAUGAGGCCUAUGAAGAUCUAAUGAAGAAAUCUCAGGAGGGCAAAGAGUUUUAUGAAGAUCUGGAAACAAAGGCCUCUCGCCUGUUGGAGAAAGCCAAGACCGUCUGCAAGGCUCGAAAAGAAGAGCGACAAGCCAUAAUGGAAAAAGAGCUAAAAAAAAGGGCGCCCCAAAGACCUACUGCCCCAAAACCACCCCCGAAGAAAGCCCAAAGUGUGGAUCCUGCCAAUUUAAAUGACCCUGAACUGGCAGAGCUGAGUGCUGCUAUCCUAGCCCUUGGUGGAGAUCUCCCAGAAGAGCUACGCAGCCUGCCUCCUGAACUUACCAUUCCACCAUCUGGUUAUCAUGCUGCACUUUCUGGAGCCGUUGCUAGCUCAAUUCUGCGCUGGCCUGGAGCUAACUCAGCUUUACUCUAUACUCAACCCAGAUUUCCUCCAAAUUUACCACCUCCUGAAGUUCUUGCUCAGAUCUCCUGUUUUCCAACACCUCCCCUGUCUCAGAGUUUCAGCCACAGUCUUCCCCAGCCUCCUAUGGCACAACGACAGUUCCCACAACUGCCCAAUCCUCAGGUCCUUCCACCACCAUCUGUGUCUGGGUACUGCCCUCCAUCUUCACAGAACCAACCCGGCCCACCAAUCACUCCAGUCCGACCUUCCACCACUACAGUGGAUAGUGUACAGACACCUAUUCCAAGCUACAGUCCUGCAUCUGUGCAGGCAGUUAUGCCUUCUCCUGGCCAACACCAACCGAUGCCACCAGUGUCAUCAGUGUAUGCAGCUCCACCUCAGAUGACACCCCAUGUCCAUUACAUGCAACAACCUGUUGUUCCCAUAAGCCAACCUCCACAGGCAAUGCCAGCCCAUCAUCACCAGCCUCAACCUCAGCAGGUAUUUGUUCGACAGGGUGUUCAGGUUAAAGUAAAGCUGAGCUUUUUUUAACCUGUUGUAACUACUAAAGAAAUGCCAAGACCUUUGCCUGGCCCUCAGCCUCAAUUCCCACAGUACGUAGCUCAAGUAAGACAACCAGCACCACCAAACUUUCAUCAACCUCAAAUCCAAGGACAGUUUGGAGCUCCAGCUACCCAUGUGCAGCCUCAUCAGGGUUACCCCCCUGUCCCAUUCGUUCCGAAUUCCCAACCUCCACAAGUUAACACUGUUACCCCGGGCCAGACGCCCCAUCCAGGCACGCCUCCACAGAUGCCACCAUCCUCACAACCAGUGCCUCCUGUGUCAAUGGCCCGCUUAGCUCAUGUUAAUCAGCAAAUGCCUCCAUCCUCCCAACCAGUGCCCUCUGUGUCAAUGUCACACUUAGCACAUGUCAAUCAAAAGAUUCCCCCUGCUUCACAGCCCCAAACACCUCCCUUCAGUCAAUUACCAGGUCCUCCUCAUCCCCAGAUACCCCCACCCUCUCAUCAUUUAGGUCCUGCACCCCAUAUGCAGAUACCUUCUGCCUCAAAUCAGAUGCCUCCUCCCCAACAGCCACAAAUGCUUGCACCAUCCACUCACAUGUCUCCUUCCUCUCAUCCACAAAUGCCCUCAGUCUCCCAACCGCUAUCUCACAUCCCCCAGUCACAGAUACUUUCUUCUUAUCAACCCAACCAACAGCCAGCGUACACAGCAGUCCCUCUGAGGGCUACUGUUCCUGUUCAACCUCAGGUUCCCCAUGGCCCUCUUUCAUCACAGAUACAAAGUCACCCUAGCAAUCCUUCACAACAUCAAAACCACCCUCAUCCUCAAAUCCUUCCCCAGUCCUGUCCUCCAGCACUCUCUCACAAUAUCUACAAACCUCAGCCAACCAUUCCUCCUAGCUCUGCACCUUUGAGUUUUCCAGGAGGUGUUCCUAUGGUUUCAAAGCAGUCUGUAUCAGCUCUGCAGCCACAGUCCCAGCCACCCACUUCACAGCCUUUAGCCACACAACAGAUACCCCCAGGAGGCCCAGUAUCUUAUGCUGUUCCACAAAGUGGGAACAUUCCUUCUGGACCAAUGCAGCAUCCUGUAGCUGCUGCUCCCCCAGGGCCUCAAAGCAUGAUACCUCCAUCCUCAGGAGCACCAGGGGCACCACAGCCUCAUGUGCUACCUUCUCCUGCCCCAUCACCUUCUCCCUCUCCUGGUCCUCCCUCCCUUGGUAUGGUCACCCAGCGACCAUCUCCUGCUCUAACCCCAGUUGGAGGAGCAAUGUUGCCGCAGUCCACAGUUCAGGCUCCAACACCCACUGGUCCCAUGACUCCAUCUGAGUCCACUUUGUUUCAGCUACAGAACUCUAGUACUGAUGACUUGCUUUCCUCAAGCCCCGAGAGCCAGCAUGGAGGCACUAAGGACACCGCAAAUGUCUUACUACCCACAAAAGCUGACCCUCAGGAGGAACAUCACAGAAAAAAAACUGAGGGCGUGAGACUUAUCCAAGGUGACCCUUACCAAGCACCAGAGAGGGUCUCGAAACUCAGUGCACAGCUAGAACGGUUUAGAUCAACAGUUCAAUCCUUAGAGCGCCCAACAUGGGAGGGCGGUCUGUCGAAACUUGAUGCCCAAUGGAAAGAACUGCAAGAGCAGCAGGAAAAGGAUACUCGCCAGCUCUCUAUCGCUAUUGCUCGUUGCUACACCAUGAAGAACCGCCAUCAGGAUGUGAUGCCUUACGACUGCAAUCGUGUUGUCUUGCACUCAGGUAAAGAUGAUUACAUCAAUGCCAGUUUCAUUGAGGACCUAUCCCCAUACUGCCCCCGGCUCAUUGCAACACAGGCUCCCCUCAUUGGCACUUCAGCCGACUUCUGGCUCAUGGUUUACGAGCAGAAAGUUUCUGUAAUCAUCAUGUUAGUGUCUGAGCUAGAACUGGAGAAGCAAAAGGUGUUGCAAUACUUUCCAUCAGAGAGAGGCCAAAAAUUUGCUCAGGGGCCAAUCACCCUUACCUUGACCACUCAGAAGAGCACUCCUACCCAUAUAGAGCGCAUGAUAGGACUGCAGUAUCGGGACCAAAGUUUGAAACGCACCGUUGCACACCUUCAGUUUACUUCAUGGCCUGAACUGGGUCUUCCAGAGAGUAAAAGCAACCUCAUCCAAUUCAUUCAAGAAGUCCACGGACAUUACCUGCUUCAGCGCCCACUACACACUCCAGUCGUAGUGCACUGCAGCUCUGGUGUUGGCCGUACUGGUGCCUUCUGUCUGCUUUAUGCAGCGCUGCAAGAAAUUGAGGCUGGCAAUGGUAUACCUGACUUGAUCCAGCUGGUGAGGAAGAUGAGGCAGCAGAGGAAGAACAUGCUGCAAGAGAAGCUUCACCUCAAAUUUUGCUAUGAGGCUAUUCUUAAACAUACAGAGCAGGUUCUGCAACGUCAUGGCAUUAUUACAUCCCCUUCCAUCAGGACCUCAAAUAACAUUGCAUUGAAGUCAUACCUGCGACAGGAAUCUCAGGACAUUGUUCUGGGAGGAGACAUGCCUUUUAGUUCCAUACAGGCCACUGUGGCCAAACUUAGCAUUCGACCACCCAGUGUUGACCAUGAACAAGAGUCUGGCCAAGACCAGAUUCUCUCUGUUUCCGAAGCGCCAAGCACAGUGGAACCAGAUCCUACAGAAUCGUCACUUCAGCCUUCUCAGGACCCGCUUUGUUAUGAAGCUAUGCCUGGUUACAUCAGUCCCCCCCUCUCUUGCACCGCUUCUCCAGGCAAGACACAGUUACCUUCACCUCCUAGCGGCCAAGGGAAUGGGUUCUCUGGGUCCACUCCUGCAUCUCCAGUCUCAAAUCUCCACCCAUCCACUGAAGCAGCACAUCAUGCUCCUUCUCCGUCCACCUCGUCAUCUUUAGAUCUGCUUGCUUCUCUCACACCUGAAGCCUUUAAUCUGGACAGUGCCCAUCGAGGCAAGCAGCGGAUUAGCAAGCAAAGCUUCCUUCACCCGCAAGAAGGCAAAGGCCUGCAGGGACCACCAGAGGGUGAUGAUCCGCUCAGUAGUUUGGAUCCUCUCUGGACACUCAACAAAAGCUGAAACAACAUAAAGGAGCUCUCUUUUAUGUUCUCCCCCACAGGCAGUCCUCUAAUGAACUGUUUCUGACCCUAUGUAUCAUCUUGUCCAUGUUCAUGCCUCUUGGACCUCAUCACUGUGUGUAAGUCUGUCCGCUUGUGUUCUGAAAAACUUUUUCAGUUGGCAUUUUUCCAGCACUGAUCCUGGUGUUUCAGGUUACAUUGGGUAAAUCCAGUCUUGUCUCCUAGCAUGCACUCCUAAUGCCAUGGUGUUUGUGAUUGCCUGUAAGGUGCCUGAGUGUUGGUUCUUCUGCAGUGGGCAUCUGCCUCCACACCAAAAAUAUAAACAUUGGGAAUGGAAACAGUGUGAUAGAAAAAGUGUGAUUCAAGCUACUGUUGUCAUUAUCAGAAAACAUAUUAACAGUUUGAUUAAGCGACUAUCUGCUCGCCCUUUGUACACAUGCUGCUUGCACUGUGGGUUCUAUAUUAUUAGUCAACGCACCUGAGCUACAGUGAUCUGCAAAGUAUAUGAAUGGACAAAUUGAAGCUGAUGAUGAAAAUACUACUUGAUAUGACUUGAUGUACGCGUUAUACUUAAAACACUUAAUUCUGAAUCACUUCAGAAAUCAUAGCAUUUGAGUUGAUUCUAACCUGUCAUUCUUUGAACUGUGUAAAUAAAUCUUAACAAAUCUCAA